AUGCCUCUCAGACUCGAAAUCAAGCGGAAACUUGCUCAGAGAUCAGAGAGAGUUAAGUCAGUUGAUCUACAUCCAACUGAACCAUGGAUUCUAGUGAGUUUGUAUUCAGGGACUGUGUGUAUCUGGAACUACCAGUCACAGACCAUGGCAAAAUCUUUUGAGGUCACUGAGUUACCAGUUAGGUCAGCCAAGUUUAUAGCACGGAAGCAGUGGGUUGUUGCUGGAGCUGAUGACAUGUAUAUUCGUGUGUACAACUACAACACAAUGGAUAAGGUUAAAGUUUUUGAGGCUCAUACAGAUUACAUUAGAUGUGUGGCUGUCCAUCCUACCCUUCCGUAUGUGUUGUCAUCAUCUGAUGACAUGCUUAUAAAACUUUGGGAUUGGGAGAAGGGUUGGGCUUGUACUCAAAUAUUUGAGGGACAUUCCCAUUAUGUGAUGCAAGUUACUUUUAAUCCAAAAGAUACCAACACUUUUGCAAGCGCAUCCCUUGAUCGCACCAUAAAGAUUUGGAAUCUUGGCUCUCCGGACCCAAAUUUCACUCUGGAUGCCCACCAGAAAGGAGUAAAUUGUGUUGAUUACUUUACCGGUGGAGAUAAACCUUAUCUAAUAACUGGUUCUGAUGAUCACACUGCGAAGGUAUGGGACUAUCAAACUAAAAGUUGUGUCCAGACUUUAGAAGACCACACACACAAUGUCUCUGCUGUAUGUUUCCAUCCCGAACUUCCAAUAAUAAUUACAGGUUCUGAGGAUGGGACUGUUCGUAUAUGGCAUUCAACAACUUACAGGCUUGAAAACACCUUGAAUUAUGGCCUAGAAAGAGUUUGGGCAGUUGGAUACAUGAAAAGUUCACGCCGUAUUGUGAUUGGGUAUGAUGAAGGAACCAUUAUGGUCAAGAUAGGUCGAGAAGAACCGGUGGCUAGCAUGGACAAUAGUGGAAAGAUUAUAUGGGCCAAGCACAAUGAAAUUCAAACUGUGAACAUUAAGAGUGUGGGGGCAGAUUUUGAGGUCACUGAUGGUGAAAGAUUGCCUUUGGCUGUUAAGGAGUUGGGAACAUGUGAUCUUUACCCCCAAAGCUUAAAGCACAAUCCCAAUGGGAGGUUUGUUGUUGUAUGUGGAGAUGGUGAAUACAUCAUCUAUACUGCUCUAGCAUGGAGAAACAGAUCAUUUGGUUCUGCUCUUGAAUUUGUUUGGUCUUCGGAUGGUGAAUAUGCUGUUAGAGAAAGCACAUCAAAGAUUAAGAUUUUCAGUAAAAAUUUCCAGGAAAAGAGGAGCGUUCGGCCAACCUUUUCAGCUGAGCAUAUUCAUGGAGGAACCCUGUUGGCUAUGUGCUCAAAUGAUUUCAUUUGUUUUUAUGACUGGGCUGAGUGCAGGUUGAUUAGGAGAAUUGAUGUUACUGUGAAACAUCUUUAUUGGGCUGAUAGUGGAGAUUUGGUGGCUAUUGCAAGUGAUACGUCUUUCUACAUCCUCAAAUACAAUCGUGAGAUAGUUUCGUCUUAUUUAGAUAGUGGAAAACCUGUGGAUGAACAAGGUGUUGAGGAUGCGUUCGAGCUUCUCCACGAAACCAAUGAACGUGUCAGAACUGGCUUAUGGGUUGGGGAUUGUUUCAUUUACAACAACUCCUCCUGGAGGCUUAACUAUUGUGUUGGAGGCGAGGUAACCACUAUGUAUCAUUUGGACCGUCCCAUGUACUUGCUCGGGUACCUUGCUAGUCAAAGUCGGGUAUAUUUGAUAGACAAAGAAUUCAAUGUCAUGGGGUACACUUUACUUCUUAGCUUAAUUGAGUACAAGACGCUGGUGAUGCGGGGAGAUCUGGAGAGGGCCAGUGAAGUUUUACCUUCAAUUCCUAAAGAACAUCAUAAUAGUGUGGCUCGUUUCUUGGAAUCACGAGGUAUGAUAGAGGAUGCUCUGGAAGUAGCUACUGACCCUGAUUACAGAUUUGAGCUAGCUAUACAGCUUGGUAGAUUGGAGGUUGCGAAGGAAAUUGCCAGUGAAGUGCAGAGUGAGUCGAAGUGGAAACAGUUGGGAGAAUUAGCCAUGUCCAAUGGAAAGUUGGAAAUGGCUGAGGAAUGUAUGAGGCAUGCAGCAGACUUGAGUGGUUUGCUGUUACUCUAUUCUUCCUUAGGAGAUGCUGAAGGGAUAUCAAAGCUCGGAUCCUUGGCAAAAGAACAGGGGAAGAUCAAUGUUGCAUUCCUUUGUUUGUUCAUGUUGGGCAAAGUUGAAGACUGCCUCCAGCUGUUGGUGGAAAGCAAUCGGAUACCUGAAGCUGCUUUGAUGGCACGAUCUUAUCUUCCUAGCAAGGUUUCAGAGAUUGUUGCAAUUUGGAGGAAAGACCUGAACAAGGUUAAUCCAAAAGCUGCAGAAUCUCUGGCUGAUCCUGAAGAAUAUCCAAAUUUGUUUGAUGAUUGGCAAGUUGCUUUAUCUGUUGAAUCUAGAGCUGCAGAGACAAGGGGUGUGUAUCCUCUGGCAGAGGACUACCAAAACCAUGCUGAUAAACCUAACAUCACCCUUGUGGAGGCUUUCAGAAACAUGCAAAUAGAAGAGGAGGAACCUCUCGAAAAUGGGGACUUUGAUCAUGAGACCGAAGAACUGAAUGGAGACGAACUGAAUGCUGAGGAACAGAAUGGUGAAGAAGGGAGCCAAGAGGAAGCAGUUGUGGUGGAUGCAGAUUCCACAGAUGGUGCUGUACUCGUUAAUGGAAACGAGCCUGAGGAAGAGUGGGGUACGAAUAAUGAAGGAACCCCGUCAGCCUAA
Molecule: messenger RNA, 2751 nt
Organism: Dovyalis caffra
Lineage: Eukaryota; Viridiplantae; Streptophyta; Magnoliopsida; Malpighiales; Salicaceae
Source: the annotation of a GenBank genome assembly